This is a messenger RNA of Protopolystoma xenopodis, 432 nucleotides long. The record is from the annotation of a GenBank genome assembly. Lineage: Eukaryota; Metazoa; Platyhelminthes; Monogenea; Polystomatidea; Polystomatidae.
UAUGCCGUCGAAUUCGGUGGCUGCAGUACUGAUGGCCGCGGAGGAGGCGGUGGCGGUGGUGGUAAUGGCAGCAUUCCUUCCGCUGCCCUCCCCAGUACACUCGUCAGGCUUGGUACAAGCAGUUAUGGCGGUCUGGAGUCGAGUGGCAGCUUUCUAGGCAGCGAGCACGGCGGCCGAUACCGGCAGUCUGGUCGGCAACCGUUGUCAAGUUCCUCUUUUGCUCACUCACCGGCUUCCAAAUGCCUGCUCGGGGUGCCACAGAACAGAGGAAGAGGAGGCAGAGUACCACGUCGGUGCACUAUUGAUGCUACGAAUAGCCCACAUUUGCGUCCACCAACCAGUUACUAUGCGCCCUCCUUCCUGACAACUGCUUCUGCUUCUGCCUCAGUGUCCACGCCCAGGCGGGUGCAGUGUCAUGACGAAGUGGUGUGA